CCCGAUCGCCUCUUCUCGCCCUCUUCUCUGAUCGAUAUCCGACCCUGUCCAGCAUCUGCGGUGCUCCGACGACUCGUUUUGCCCGCUUCAACGCGCCCUUCUCCUUUUCCCCCGCCGCUCGUCUCUGCUUCUCCCUCGUGACACGCCAUGGCCGAAGCGAUAAACGCCAGCGACGAGCUCUACCCCAUCGCCGUGCUCAUCGAUGAGCUCAAGCACGACGAUGUCUUGCUCCGACUCAACGCGAUCCACCGGCUCUCUACAAUUGCUCUUGCCCUCGGCGCCGAGCGGACAAGAGACGAGCUGAUUCCCUUUCUCGAUGAGUCUGUCGAGGAUGAGGACGAAGUCUUGGUUGCUCUGAGCGAAGAGCUUGGCAACUUCAUCGAAUACGUUGGAGGCCCUUCGUGGGGCCACGUCCUGCUCUCCCCUCUCGAGAACCUCGCCGCCAUAGAGGAGCCCGUCGUUCGAGACAAGGCCGUCGAGUCUCUUAACAAGAUCUGCGAGGAGCUUUCGCCUCAACAAGUCGAAGAGUUCUUCAUUCCCCUCACAAUCAGACUCGCCAAGGCAGAUUGGUUCACAUCCAAGGUUUCCGGAUGUGGCCUCUUCACAGCUCCAUACAAGAAAGUGUCUCCUCCCGUCCAGGAGCAGCUCCGUCAGCAGUUUGGCCUGCUUGUCCACGAUGAGACCCCCAUGGUCCGACGUCAAGCCGCGUCCAACCUCGCCAAGUUUGUCAAGGAGAUGCCGGCUGCCAUUGUCAUUGACGAAAUGAUUCCCCUCUUCCAGCACCUCGUUCAGGACGACCAGGACAGUGUUCGAUUACUCACUGUGGAGAUUCUCAUUGCCAUCGCCGAGGGCGUUCCCAAGGAGCAGCAGGCCGGUCACGGAGUCUUGUUGACUUCGCUGCGAAAUUUGAUAGAGGACAAGAGCUGGAGAGUCAGGUACAUGAUUGCCGAUAGAUUUGAAAAGAUCGCCAAGGCAGUCGACGAGGAAGUCGUGUCCAGAGACUUGGUGCCUGCAUUCGUCAAGCUUCUUAAGGACAACGAGGCGGAGGUGCGGACAGCCAUUGCUGGCCAGAUUCCCGGAUUCUGCGGCCUCAUAGACCAGCAGACUCUUCUGAACGACAUCAUGGGAAGCGUCGAGGACCUUGUCUCGGACACGUCGCAGCACGUGCGCGCUGCAUUGGGAACUCAAAUCAGUGGCCUGGCCCCCAUACUGGGCAAGCAGGAGACAAUCGACCAUCUUCUGCCCAUGUUCCUCCAGAUGCUCAAGGAUGAGUUCCCCGAGGUUAGACUUCACAUCAUCUCAAAGCUUGAGCUAGUCAAUCAAGUCAUUGGCAUUGAGCCCCUGUCCGUCUCACUGCUGCCAGCCAUCGUCAACCUGGCAGAGGACAAGCAGUGGCGAGUGCGUCUCGCCAUCAUUGAGUACAUUCCCCUGCUGGCCAGCCAGCUCGGCGUCAAGUUCUUUGACGAAAAGCUCAGCAACCUGUGCAUGGGAUGGCUUGGCGACACAGUCUUUUCCAUCCGCGAGGCUGCUACGCACAACCUGAAGAAAUUGACUGAAGUAUUUGGCGUGGAGUGGGCAAGCGAGGCCAUCAUCCCCAAGGUUAUGACCAUGGGCAACCACCCGAACUACCUGUACCGAAUGACUACCUGCUUUGCCAUCUCGACUCUGGCCUCUGUUGUCAGCAUAGAUGUCAUUUCCAAGGCAAUCCUGCCCAUGCUGGACAAGAUGACUGACGACGACAUCCCCAACAUCCGGUUCAACGUGGCCAAGACGUACACGGUGCUUAUCAACGCCCUGCAGCGUCUGCCCGAGGAGGGCACUCUGUACACCAUUGAGAAGCAGGAGACGCCGGCCGAGCAGGCCACUCCUUCACCCCGGGGCCAAGAGCUGAUUCAGCAGCGCAUCUUGCCGAACCUGACCAAGCUGCAGAAGGAUGACGAUGUAGAUGUCCGGUACUAUGCGACGCAGGCGGUAGCUGAGGCGACGGGCACCGGAGCCUCAGGAGGCGGAGAGCCUAUGAAUACUUCACCAUAGAUGAGAGAGAAGCCGUAAUGAAGCAAUGAUUUUGUCCGUUACUCUGUGCUGCUGCACGUUCCAUUGUCUUGUUGUUAUUGAUAACUGCCCUUUUCUUGUCUUGCACCUUGGACAGCUUUUGGCGCGAGAGAGUAGAAAUCGUCAUCUUGACCAUUAACCAGGAGAAGAAGAAGGAAGGAAGGAAGAAAAAGCAAGGAAACCAGGAGAGGAGAAAAAAAAAGUGAAAAUCGAAUAGAGACGAGUGAAUAUCACAUGGGGUACGGCCAAGGCGAAGAAUGGGGGAGAAUAAAAAUGAGGGAUUGGUGGGUAAUAAGUCGGUGAGUGGAUGGAUGGAUAGAUGGAUGUGGGAUAGAGGUGGAAGCAUCGUGUAGAUUUGGAGGAACCAGCCUCAGAUGUAUAAUGUAGGGUAGGAAGCAACACGCGCUGUUUU
Molecule: messenger RNA, 2464 nt
Organism: Trichoderma atroviride IMI 206040
Lineage: Eukaryota; Fungi; Ascomycota; Sordariomycetes; Hypocreales; Hypocreaceae
Biological process (GO): protein dephosphorylation
Cellular component (GO): cytoplasm; protein phosphatase type 2A complex
Molecular function (GO): protein phosphatase regulator activity
Source: RefSeq, a predicted model, not a curated record